Girardinichthys multiradiatus is the source of this 2593-nucleotide messenger RNA. Its product is annotated as solute carrier organic anion transporter family member 1C1-like. The record is from RefSeq and is a predicted model, not a curated record. Gene Ontology annotation, biological process: sodium-independent organic anion transport; transmembrane transport. Gene Ontology annotation, cellular component: membrane. NCBI's taxonomy places the organism in Eukaryota, Metazoa, Chordata, Actinopteri, Cyprinodontiformes, Goodeidae. Bases 452 to 2431 code for a protein of 659 amino acids. The transcript has 16 exons. Gene Ontology annotation, molecular function: protein binding.
GGUAGUUUUAAACAAAUAUCCACUUAAUGGGUUGGUAUAGACCACUGAAAGCAACCAGUGAAUGUUCUUUAAGAGAAAUGACGCAUAGAGCAGGGCUCAAGUCUUUUUCAUUCACGUCACAACAGACUACAUGUCUCAUCAACGGGAAACCUACGCCUCCCUGCUGGGAGUUACACACUGACGAUGUUUACAAUUGUGCAACUCAUUCGGAGCUAAUUAGAGCGCUGUUAAACCCUGGCAUACGUUAUCACAAUUAGACUUUUUUCAGCCCUUGGGACAGUUAUUGUGGUUCGCCGUGCAGAAGGUGUUCAGUCCCCCAUUCACUGCGCACUCUCUCUACGCGCUCCGGCCCCAGCUGCCGUGGAUCUGGCACUGUAGCAGCAGGUGUGAGGAACAAACCUGUAAAAAGACCUGAGGCCUGGGUGUGAAGCAAAGAGAGGACAGGAAGAAAAUGGACAAAACAGGCACAGGAAGCUGCAUUCUUGAGGACAACCCUCCCACUUGUACAGUAAAGAACUGUCACCCAAAUCUAAAGAUGUUCCUUGCAGCCUUAUCCAAUGCCUACUUUGCCAAGGCCUUAUCCGGCAGCUACAUGAAAAGUACAAUCACACAACUAGAGAGGCGAUUUGACAUUCCCAGCUAUUUAAUCGGCAUCAUAGAUGGCAGCUUUGAAAUGGGGAAUUUGUUAGUGAUUGCUUUUGUCAGUUAUUUUGGUGCCAAGCUCCACCGACCCAAAAUCAUAGCAAUUGGAUGCAUCUUGAUGUCUUUAGGAACCUUCUUGAUUGCCAUGCCUCAUUUCAUCAUUGGCCAUUAUAAGAUUGAAACAACCAUCAGAGCUUCAGAGAACUCAACCAGCCAGCUCUCUCCAUGUCCAGUAAGGUCUUCGGAGUCAUCCAGGGCAGGUGAUGGAUCCUCUUCACUGUUCUCUAAAGGAUGUGAGCAAGAAUCCAGCAUUUUAAUGUGGAUGUUUGUGUUGCUGGGAAAUGUCCUACGUGGAAUUGGAGAAACUCCUGUGCAGCCUUUAGGAAUUUCCUAUAUUGAUGAUUUUGCAGAAUCAGAAAAUGCUGCCCUGUAUAUAGGCUGUGUUCAGACCAUUUCAAUAAUUGGUCCUGUAUUUGGCUUCUUACUGGGGUCUCUGUGUGCCAAGAUUUAUGUUGAUGUCGGCUAUGUAGAUAUGGAGACGAUCACCAUUACCCCUGAAGAUGCCCGCUGGGUAGGAGCAUGGUGGCUGGGUUACCUAAUUGCUGGCACUGUCACCCUCCUGUCUGCCGUUCCUUUCUGGUUUCUGCCCAAGUCUUUGCCAAUGCCUGUGGACAAACAUGAUAGCAGCUGUACUCCAGAACAGACAAGGUUUAUCAAAGAUGCAGAUUCUCCAACCCUGGAUCAUAAGAUCAGACUCGAGGAACCAGCCAAUUUACAUGUUAUGGCCAAUGAAUUUGUGCCAACAUUGAAGACUCUUCUUGGAAACCCUGUAUACAUCCUGUAUCUGGGUGUAACAGUCAUUCAGUUUAACUCACUCAUUGGUAUGGUAACCUACAAACCCAAAUACAUAGAGCAGCACUAUGGCCAGUCAGCAUCAAAAGCCAAUUUUUUUAUGGGCAUGAUCAACAUCCCAGCUGUGGCCCUUGGGAUGUUCUCUGGAGGCGUGGUCAUAAAGAAGUACAAACUGGGUGUCAUGGGAGCAGCUAAAUUAGCCUUUGGGACUUCCCUGUUGGGGUUCUUUCUGUCAUUCCUAUUCUUAGCCAUGGGCUGUGAGAACUCCAAGGUGGCAGGCAUUACAGUUUCAUACACUGGAGAGGAAGACUUGCCUUAUCAGGAACAGUCUUUGUUUUCUGACUGUAAUUCUGGUUGCUUGUGCUCCACAAAGGAGUGGGAUCCAGUGUGUGGAGAGAAUGGGAUCACCUACGUAUCUCCUUGUUUAGCUGGAUGCACUUCGUCCAGAGGCUCUGGAAGGAACAUGGUUUUUGACCAUUGCAGUUCCUUCAUCAUCUCUCUCGGGGGAACACCUGGACUGAUGCUGCUUGUCAGGUGCAUUAAGCCUGAGCUGAAAUCCUUAGCUCUUGGAAUCCACACCCUGGCAACGCGCACCCUGGCAGGAAUACCCGCUCCCAUCUACUUUGGGGCCAUAAUAGAUACAACCUGCCUCAAAUGGGCCUACAACACAUGUGGAGGCAGAGGUGCUUGCAGAAUAUACAACACUUCAUCUUAUAGGAUAGUGUACCUGGGCCUCACACUUGGUCUGAGGGCGGUCUCCUUCUUCCUUUGCAUUUGGGGAUUUGACCUUCUCAGAAAACAUAUUAAAAGAGAGAAGAAGGCUCUGAGCAACGACAGUGGUGAGCUGGAGUUUUUGAGAAAAGAGAACGGCUCUGCAACCGGGGGGCAAUUUUUACUGAGCCCUGACUGCAAUCCUGAAAGAGAGACUCGUUUGUAACACAUCAUCUCUCUUCUGACUCAAUUUUUGAAGCACCUUACAUAUGCUGAGAUAUAUCUCAGAGCAGGCAGAUAUAUAUUUGUACACAAUUUGUGCAAAAAUAUAUAAUCUGAAACAUGUUAUUAAAAAAAAGUUGUCUUUAAUUUUAUGUUUUGUCCUUGA